AUGAAAAAGUUGCCAGAAAAAUUUCAAGGUUAUAAACAAUAUGUGGCCAUCAAAACUGAUUUGAACGCGCUUGUCUACGAUUGUGGUUGUCCAACGGACUUUGGGAAUGAUUGGGAAGAACUACUAAUCAGGCAUGGAUUACAGGAGAAUGAAUGGUUAUGUACUUUAUAUGAAGAGAGACACAUAUGGGUACCUUGUUACUUGAGGAAUCAUUUCUGGGUGGGCAUGUCAACUACUCAAAGAAGUGAGGGAAUGAAUGCUUUCUUUCAUGGAUUUAUAUAUUCUAGAACCAUACUUCAUCAAUUUGUGGUUCAAUAUGACAAUGCCCUCAGAGUGAAGGCACAAAAAGAAAUACAAGUUGAUUUCUCGUCCCUCAACACCAGGGUUGCAUGUGGCUCUCAGUCACCGAUCGAGAGACAACUUCAAUUAGAGUACACACAUGCAAAGUUUGAGGAAGUCCAGACAGAGUUUCGGUCAAGGAUGAAUUGUUUCAUCAAAGAAACCAUAAAGGACAACUUCAACACUUACACAAUGAAAGAGGAACACAUGUGGAAAGGUAAAUGUGCAGAUAAACUUUAUAAGGUGCAAUUUGAUCCAGUCACAAAAAAUAGCACAUGUCUUGCCUAUUAUUUGAGUUUAGAGGCAUCAUUUGUCCCCAUUGCCUUUUGGUAUUCGGUCAGGAAGAUGUUUAUAGUGUGCCCUCAAAAUACGUUCUACGACGGGAGAAAAAAUAUUCGUAAAAGGCACACUUUGAUUAGAGCAGCGUAUAGUAAUUCCAAUCAUGAACCGACCAUGCAAAGAUACCAAAUUUUGUUCAAACGAUUCUAUGAAAUAGCUGAGGUAGCUUGUGAAUCAGAAGUUGCUUCUAAUGACAUGGAAAAAGAACUUCAUUUGCUGGGAAAAAGGUUUGGAUGCAGUUCAUCCAUCACAAAUAACAUAAUUAGUGAAGGAGGCGAACUACGGUAUGACAAUCCGGUCACCGGUACAAUACACGACACUACUAGUGCAAGUGUUGAUGUACUUGUCCUUGAUCGUGAAACAAAGAAACGAAGGCCAUCUUCUUCUCGUGAUGGACGUCGUCGCCAACGCAAUCCAACACCAUCCCCACCAUCAUCCCCACCACCACCAAACAAUGAACUUUUCUCCUCUGAUGAACAAUAUGAGAAAUUUGCAAACCAUUUUUUCAAUUGUGAAAUAUUGGAAAGCAAAUAUCUCGAAGAUGCUUACUUUGAAGGAAGAAAUUUUCAAUUCUACGACAUAUUGUCUGAGGCUGGGCUGACGAAAUUUGUGUCCUUAAAUAGAGAUUUCUAG
Messenger RNA from Vigna umbellata (rice bean), 1311 nucleotides. NCBI's taxonomy places the organism in Eukaryota, Viridiplantae, Streptophyta, Magnoliopsida, Fabales, Fabaceae. The record is from RefSeq and is a predicted model, not a curated record.